This is a messenger RNA of Zea mays, 1913 nucleotides long. RefSeq lists its product as uncharacterized. The transcript is spliced from 6 exons. NCBI's taxonomy places the organism in Eukaryota, Viridiplantae, Streptophyta, Magnoliopsida, Poales, Poaceae. Bases 354 to 1523 code for a protein of 389 amino acids. The record is from RefSeq and is marked validated.
CCUUGAAGCCGUCAGCGUCGACCCGCCUCACGCUUGUUCGCCCGUUCUCCCUCUUCCCGGAGUUAGGUACGACGACGUGCCGCCGCUAGGUACCUCCGCGCGAAGACGACGCGCCGCUGGUAGGUAGGCCGUAGGCGCGCAGCCCGCAGCCGUAGAGCUGCCCAGGCCCGGCCGACUCCCGAUCUGCAUCUCUCGGACCGCCCGAUGCCCUGCGGGCUGCGUCCAGCGUAACCUCGCCUCCCAGCGCCAGGGUAAACCGGCCCCAGCGAGGGACGCGCCUCAAGCGGAGCCCGACAGACCGGCAGCUGAAACCCUUGCCAACUGGCUCCUGUUUUGCCGGGUUGAAGAGAACCAUGCAGGACAUGAAGCCCGCCGCUGCUGCAGUCGCCAAGGUGGUGGCUGGUGACUCGCCUCCCUCUGCUGCUAGUCCUGCUCCUGCGCCAGCAGUGGCCAACAGCAAUGGGACACCACAGAAGCCGCCUCCUAUUCCUGCCGCCGCCUUCGACAUGCCCAAGCCAAACCUCCGGGGCCUUAACAAGCCCAAGUGCAUCCUGUGUGGUAACAUCGCCCGCUCCCGGUGCCCAUUCCAGUGUUGCAAGAGCUGCUGCUACAAGGCUCAGAAUCCUUGCCACAUCCAUGUUCUGAAGCAGACCAACACAUUGCCAGAUAAGCCGUCACCUGCAACUGCUCCUGCAACAACAGAACAGCAAUCUAACAAUUUACCUGCAACCAGUUCAGCGUCAAGGCUGGCUGCCUUGCAAAAGCUUCCCCAGCACUUUCUGAAGUUUCUCCAAACAAAGAAAUCAGUUACCAAAAAGGACGUUGCGGGUAUAAACAAGUGGAGGUUUAUGAAGCUAAAGGAACAUAUGCAAGGAGAUACCGACGCUGAAAACGAAGCGUACGAGAGGUAUACGCAGAACGUCGGGUUACUGGAGGAAGCAUUCUGUCCCAUGGAAGAAGAUGCUGAUGUUGAUCCUGAGGCUGAAGCAACUUCUUCUUCAGAGGAAGAAAGGAUGGACCUGUUGGUUUCGGCGGCAAAGGCGAGGUUGAAGUCGGAUAACGAAGCUGCCAAUAGCUUCAGGGAGAGGGUUGCCACUAUCUUGGACCAGAAGCUGAAGGACCUGCGCGGGAGCCAAAGCGCCAGUGAGGGUGACGAACCGUCUGGCCCAAGUCUGGACGAUCGUCUAACCCCGACCCCGAUGAAGUUCAGCACAGCGCAGAAGAUGGGGAGAGCCACGGAACUGAACGAGCUGCUGGGUAAGCUGACAGGAGCACGGAGCGAGGACGAUCUGAAGCCUUGCCGUGAUCUUGCCGAGCAGCUGUUUGGGAAGGAGGACGGCUCCUCUGUUGGCAAUUCGAACAGAGUGGAUACGGAGACUGAGCCGGGCGAUCAGGAGUCAGCUGCAGCAGUAGCACGGCGCUAUUCCGUCCCAACGCUGUGCAGCAGGAUGGAGGUGGGUGAGGACUUCGCCUCAGAGAUGAACGAUGAAUUCUGCUCUUUGACUCAGGUGGCCCAGCUAUGAAACCUGAAACCUGGACUAAUCGCAAUGUGACAUUUUUAGGGGAUUUCAUCACAUUUAAGCCUAGUUUAGAAACUCAAAUUUCAUCCGAAAUUCGAGUGAACUGAGGGAAAAAUAAAAUAAUUUCUCUCAAUCCCCUCCAACUCCUGAGUAUUUAAGUUCCUAAACUAAUCCUUAGGGAACUUAAAUCCUUUUUUGGAAUUGAAGGGGAUUAAGGAAAAAUAUAGUUACCUCAAUGUGCUUUCCAAUUUAGAAGGAGAUUUGAGUUUUUGGAACUCGCACUGUAGUGUCAGCAAGUGUUUGGCUGUUCGAAGUGAGGCCAGAGCAGUGUGGGACGUUUUGUCGUACCCCUGUUUCUUAGCCCGUAUUUGUUCUGGUAUACACGAAAGAAGC